GUACAUUUAAACGGGAAAGUCAUUGUUAUGGAGAUGAGCGCAACACACCUUCGCGCGUCAGGAAGAAGGAAGAAGGACUCCUGCUUAUUCGUCUCAAUGUGAUCUUGGUGUGUGCUGCUGGUUUGACCGACUGUCUUUUUCCAUGCCCGUGGUGUAAAGUUACAGUGUCUAACCGGGGUUUUGUGCCUUUUUGCGCGGUGGAAUGAGUUUUAUAAACUGGAGGCGUAGCGUAAAGAAAAAAGACGCGAGCAAGAAUGCCAGAGAAGCUCCAGACAUCGCUGAUGGCCCUAACUCCCCAAGCCGGUUGGCAGUUAUAAACAGUCCAGCUAUGGAUCCUAUCAUCACAGACUUCAGGUUACAGCUCCCGGAUAAUCAUGUUGCUCUGGUAUCAACCAAUACAGUCAAUGGGUGCUCUCGGUCAGACCUAUCAUUGGCGCUUGAGGACUGCAUGGCCGCUCUCGAUCUCUUCCUCAGGAAUGAGUUUGAGGAGGCCCAGACACGACUCCGAUCCAGAACUAAAGACAGCAUGUACCAUGCUCUGACCUAUGCCACAAUCCUAGAAAUGCAAGCCAUGAUGACAUUUGACCCUCAACACAUCCUUACUGCUGGAAACACCAUGAAGGAGGCUCAGGCUAUCUGCCAAAGGCAACGCAAAAAGUCAAGUUUUUCCAAGACCUUCACAGAGGAGGAACUCCAUGCAGAGGUGUGCUAUGCUGAAUGUCUCCUCCAAAGAGCAGCACUCACCUUUCUUCAGGAUGAAAACAUGAUAAGUUUUAUUAAAGGUGGAAUUAAAGUGAGAAACAGCUACCAGACAUACAAGGAGCUUCACACAAUCCUUCAAUCCACUGGAUACACUCAGGCAGACAACCAUGGCCAUUUUGAGGGAGGUGUUAAACUUGGUGUUGGGGCAUUUAACUUGAUGAUUUCUAUGUUACCCACACGGACGCUAAAGCUUUUGGAGUUUGUUGGUUUUUCAGGUAACAAGGAGUUUGGUCUCCAACAGCUUCUGGAAGGCUCUUCAGAAAGCACAUUCAGGUCUUUCUUGUGCAACAUGCUGCUACUCUGCUAUCACACAUUUAUGAGCUUUAUAUUAGGAACUGGAGAAGGAGAUGUUGAAGAUGCAGAAAAACUGUUGCAGCCAUAUCUUGAAAAAUAUCCAAAGGGGUCAAUAUUUCUGUUCUUUGCUGGUCGAAUAGAGGAGAUUAAAGGCAACCUGGAUGCUGCUAUUAAGCGUUUUGAGGAGUGCUGCGAGGCUCAGCAGCAAUGGAAGCAGUUCCACCACAUGUGCUAUUGGGAGCUCAUGUGGUGCUUUACAUACAAGAGACACUGGAAGAUGGCUUAUUUCUACGCUGACCUACUCAGUAAAGAAAACUGUUGGUCCAAGGCCACCUAUGCCUUCAUGAAAGCUGCCUACCUCAGCAUGUUAAGUGAGGAUGAUUGCCUCACUUUUGGGGAGACUGAAGUUGCUUUGUUCAGACAGGUUCCAAACUUGAAGCAAAAAAUAGCUGGGAAGUCAUUGCCAACAGAGAAGUUUGCCAUUAGGAAAGCUCGUCGAUACCUUGCAGAAAAACCUAUUCCUCUUCCUGCUGCACCACUGGAGAUGAUGUACAUCUGGAAUGGCUACACAGUCAUUGGGAAACACAAGGACUUGACUGAAGGAAUGUUGAAAACACUGAAUGAGGCACAAGCUAAACUUGAAAGCAGUCUAAGGACUGAGUUCACUAUAGAUGAUCAGUGUUUACUGAGCCUCCUGAAAGGAUUGUGUCUAAAGCACCUGGGUCAUCCGGAAGAAGCGGAACAUUACUUUACCCUUGUACUCUGCAAUGAGUCUCAAAUAAAGUAUGACCAUUACCUGGUUCCAAAUGCCCUGCUGGAGCAUGGUCUGCUGUGUUUAGAGCAAGGCAGAAAUAAUGAAGCCAUCAAACUCUUAGAAGCAGCAAAACAAAAUUACAAAAACUAUUCAAUGGAGUCACGGACACACUUCCGAAUUCAAGCUGCUUUGCAAAAGGCAAGGGGCAUUAUGGAAAAUGGAACCCAGGAGCUUUGUAGCCCAUAAUAGACAGUGGGGGGUGCUCUAGAGCAGAAAAUGACUUCUGACAUGUGCAUCUUUAUCAGGGACAGAGACUUUAGGAGGAGGAACUAUGUAAAGCCUAGUGUAUUAUCAACAAAGCUCUGUGCACCUUAGAUGGAUUUACAGCACAUUGCCACAUUGUUCUGAUAUCAGCUCCACUUAUUCAUUUGUUACGGUUUAGAUCAGUGGUUCCCAAUCAUGUUACAUUUGGGAUCCCCUGGGUGGUUUGAGAAAACAGAAAAUAUCUUUGUCCUGCCAGAGAAAAAACUGUAUUCUAAAGAAAGUCCUUUAUAUAAACAUCAUUAUUUAAAAACAUUUUUACAUUAACCAUAAUCAGGCCCGUUGACAUGAUAACAUUUACAUAAAUUAAUAGGAAAAGAGCUUCCCCCCAGUCCAUCAAAUCUUUACAGUGAGUCAUAGUAAUAUGGAGAAAAUAUUGAAUCCCAUCAUGUUUUCUGUGAUAAGUAUGUAUUCCUUAUAUUAAUACUGCACUAUAUGACACUGACACAAUAUUGCAAACUUUCAAAAUAUUUUAUUUUCAAUUUAACACCAUUUUAAUAAAAAAAAUAAAUAAAUAAAUCAUAGGCUACUCUAGUUAGUCUUUUUAAAAUAAUAUUAUUACUGUGGAUCCACUCUGAAACUUUAAUGAUGCCCUUGGGGGGGUUAUAGCUCUUACUUUGGGAAUCACUGAUAUAGAUGGUAUAGGCAGUUUUUGUGCUUGUAAUUUAUUUAGACUUUAGACAUUUGUGCAAAGAUCUACAUCUGUAAUGGUACAGUCUAGCUCAAAUGGUGGAAACCAAUAAUUUAAGUUAAAAUUUAAUGAGGCAGGUAGUAGAAAUAGACAAUGUGAUCAUGUUGCCAUAGUUUACAUACAUUACUUUAGCAUAAAAAUACAUUGUGUUUAUUAAAUAUACAAAUAAUUAAAUCAUUUUUAGGAAAGACUUUUCAGAACACAAAAUUUUUUUUUUUUCAGCAUGCUACACAAACUUGUCCACUAGUGAGAGUUGUGCUUAACAUCAUGUAUAUAUUGUAAAAUGUAAAUUGCGGGUUUUAUGUUGUCCUAUUUUAAGAGGACGGAAGAAUGUGUCUUUCAGAAAGGCAGUCUACUCCUUUUUCUCCUGUUUUGUGGGACAGUCUCCAUCAGGACUUCAGCUU
Periophthalmus magnuspinnatus is the source of this 3226-nucleotide messenger RNA. RefSeq names its product tetratricopeptide repeat domain 39A (gene ttc39a). The record is from RefSeq and is a predicted model, not a curated record. Bases 203 to 2056 code for a protein of 617 amino acids. The transcript is spliced from 21 exons. NCBI's taxonomy places the organism in Eukaryota, Metazoa, Chordata, Actinopteri, Gobiiformes, Gobiidae. Gene Ontology annotation, molecular function: protein binding.